CUAAUGUAUAGAAAUCAGUGACCUAUAAAACUUUGUUGGAUAAUCAUGGCUACCCCAUCAUAUGCUGGGUUUACCCAACCAGAAGAAGAAAUAUUCUAUUCCACGUAUGAGCCGACAAAGGAAGAAAUUAUCGAAUACGCAGUGAAAAUCGGCAUUGAUCCAGAAAAGGAGGCGCACAUAAUUUAUCUAGCACGACAAGGAUUACUACACCCCUUGCCAGAAAACUGGAAACCAUGCUACAGCAAGCAAGUCAAAGCAUACUACUACUAUGAUCGGAUUACAAAAAAAUCACAAUGGGAACAUCCAAUCGAUGUGUUGUAUCGUGCAAAAGUGAUUGAUGCUAGAAAAGCUCUAGCUGUAGACCGAUCCGAUUCCACAUCGUUUGGUGAUUCUGGAUUUCGAAGUUUAAAGUCGAGUUACAAUAAAUCUGUUACCGCUUUCUCCACCAAUGAUCAAACUCAAGCGAAGGAUCCAGAUUGUGGUGGCGGCAGCCUUACAUUAGCAAACCAACAACAAAAGGGCAACAAAACGAACCAGGACGCAAAGAAGUCGGAACAAUUGGCUGGUGGGGUCACAAAUUUGGCCGCGUCGAGUGCAAAUGACGAAAGUGAUUCGAACAAAGAGAACAACAGUCAAGAUGCCGCUGUCGGUGUAGUUAAACACAAAAGUAACGUUGAUUCAGCGAUCGCUUUUACUAAAAAGCUUUCUUUUAACAUGGAUACCGGUGGUCAUGAGGUGAAUAACGACGUUAAAGAACCCAUUAAAAUGACAAACGAUGGUAAAAUGAGCUCAUCUUUGUAUGGGGGGUUUACCAUUACCGGAACGGGAUCGCAAUUUUUGAAGUCGAACAAAAAACUCGAGUUUGGAAGUUUAGAUUUGGGGCGCAAGCCUGAAUCAGAGAUGAAGGGCAUUCUGCGAGACACAAGCUUGAGCUAUGUGCGGUCUAAAAGCACUCCCAAUGAUGAUUCUGGAAAUGAUGAGCGGAAAAGUGUGCGCUUUGAUAUUGAUAUUGACACUGUCAGGUCAACAAAUGAAAUGAAAGCAGGAACAGAUACUGAUGCGACACUUGGUCAGAAAGGUGAUGAUGGUGUUGAGGAGGAUGAUGAUGACGAUGAUGAUGAUGAUGAUGGUGAUGAUGAUGAUGAAGAAGCAGACGCCAACGUUGAUUAUAAAGUUGGUGUGGACGAACGGUUAGCAGACCAUAAAAAAGAGGAAGACGUUUGUGAAGAAGGUCUAAAACAAACUUCUUCGGAAUCCUCGGAACCAGGAUCGGAGGUAUUAACAGGAGUUGGCGUUACGAUCGCUAAAGAAGGCAAACCCAUCUCAGCUGCAGCAUCAACUCCAAGAGCAAUAAGCAAUGAUUUAUCGGACGAUCCGGAUUUGGAUUCUUUACGAUUUCUUAGACAUUCUAUCGACCAGGAGCGGGAACGCUACAAAGCAAAAUUGGAAGAGGAGUUGCGAUCUCUCGCCCAACAGGAAGAAAGCAAAAUUCGAAUCGAACUAACAAAGGAGCGCAGUCGCUACGAAGAGCUGCUCACGAAAGAAAGGCAGCGUCUGAAGGAACAACAUCAGCAAAAUAUUGAUGAAAUUAAAGAGUUUUACCAAGCAAAGCUAAAUGAACUAAAAACGGAUUACGAAGAAGAAAAUAACAAAGAAUAUACCGUGUACCAGGAGACUUUGCAGGAAGAGUUCGAUCGGCGCGUGAAGGAAGUGACAAACACCCACAAGGUUACAAUGGCAAAUUUACAAAAAAACCAUGACGAAAUCGUCGAAGAGCUGGAACGCGACCUGAAGAUGGAAGAGGAGCUGCUUAAAAAAGAGCACAGUACCAAUCUAUCGGAGAUCAAAAUCAAAUUAACUCACGAACUAGAGAUGGAACGACAGCGUAUGCGGGAGACGGGCGAGGACCGGCUGUACGAGAAGGUGCGCUGUGAAAAACGUUUGCUGGAAGACAAGUACAAAUGUUUGAAGGAGAAGUAUACUCGCUUAAAGACGGAUGUUCGCAUUUCCCUAGAACGCCGUAAGAAAAGGCGUGAACAACAGCAACAACAGCAGCAACACAGUUUGCGCAGCAACAGUUACGAAACGGACGAUCGCACCAAUUCCAAACCAUUGCCAUCGUACUCCUAUGAGAUUGGGAAAGGCACGUCUGUUUCAUCAACAACAGCCAAACCUAUGAUGAUGUCAGAGAAAACUCUUCUUAGUCACCCAUCCGGGGCAGGAGCUUCUAAACGGAUGCUCACCACGGGCGACGGGUAUGAAGUGGAAUCAAAGCACAAUGUGCUACAUUCAAACGGUCCGGCUGGUUCUGUCGAGUCUCGUAAAUCGGCAUUUUUGCUGAACCAUACCAACAAUAAUCAUAAUAAUAAUACUACUUUAAAACAUCAGGUGGACGAUUCGAGUCAAAGUGAGGCCAGAUACCCAAAACACUACUUCCAGGUGAAGAACAUAUUUGGCAACAUUCAGCACGAGGACAACUUUAGCUCCGACUCUGAGUUCCAGAAAAUCAGUUGCGACAAUGGACAAGGGGUAGAGAAUUCCUGCAGUAGUUCCUUUACUGGAGCUGCAACAGCGGCCGCACGUCCCAAGCGAAAAAUUUUCACCAAAACCAAAUCAUCUUCCACCUCAAAAUUAAACUCGACCGCUAAGCACGAGCGGGAAGUAGGCACGAAAGCUAACACACCGGUGGAAAAUCUUCGCAUACAGCUUAAGAAGCUAGAAGAGUUGGAGGACCAGAUACCGGAUUGCAAUCUCGACGCACCGUACCAUCUGCGAUAUCCGUUUGUUAAUAAUAUAACUAACGUCGAUAAUACCAGUAAGCCAACAUCAGCCAACGCUUGUAUGCAUGGUGAAACAGGUGACGUUGUGAGCACUACUACCGAUCGAAGUGAGCUGGAGUUCUUCAAGCACCGUAUCUUGCUCGAGCGCGAUUCUGUCAUGAGAGCAAAGGAAUCAUUGCGUGCACAGAAAAAUGUAUUCAAAUCGAAACAACGUGAUAUUGCGGUCAAGCAUGCGAUCAAGAACAAGCAAACGGUGGAUCAAAUAUUUCAUGAAGAAAAAGAGUUAACCGAAAUGGAAGUAUCGCUGCAUCGGACACGAGCAUUACUUGGAGAGAAAGUAAUACGGCUGCGGCAUCUGGAAAAUUCGCUGCAAACACUUUCCGAAAAAGAGCAUCCCAUCCGAUCAGGUCCCAGAGAUAUGCCGCUUCAGAAGCAGAAAGAGACUCUGAGCGAUUUGUCAUCAUAUUCGAGUUCGGGUUUCAGUAGCACCGAUGUACCUACUACCGAACAUUAUGGUCGCUUGCAGACAAGAGGACCCGCAAGAAAUGCAGAGUGCACCGAUACAAUAAUGUGCUUAAAACAUUUGCAUGGCGAGAUACAGGAAAUUUGGAGUUUGCUCAAUCCAACCAGCGGCGGUCUACCUGUGAUGCGUUUUGCAGAGAUGGACUUUCUCAACAACACCGCCACAGUGCAGUACAAUCCAGUGUCUGGUAAACAGUGUUGCGACGUAGUACUUCCGCAAACUACAACAACAUCAACCUUUAACCAGACCCCAGUGGCCAUCUAUGCAGCGGGACCGCAACCAUCUUCUAAUUAUAGCCAAAACCAACAUCAUUACACGAUUUCUUUGCUCGAGAAGACACGAGAUCUUAAAAAUUGGCUUCGUCAAGCUAAAAAUGAGCACGAAGUGUUGAAAAAACAAACACAUGGCAACUCGGAAACGGGCGUUUCAAAUAUCCACAUUUAA
Molecule: messenger RNA, 3747 nt
Organism: Anopheles maculipalpis
Lineage: Eukaryota; Metazoa; Arthropoda; Insecta; Diptera; Culicidae
Gene: Cep164
Product: centrosomal protein of 164 kDa
Exons: 5
Coding region: 46-3747 (1233 amino acids)
Molecular function (GO): protein binding
Source: RefSeq, a predicted model, not a curated record